AGUUAUUGUGUUUCCCUCUCUGGUGUCUGCAAAUCUCUAUACUUUGAAUGUACUCACAUUGGUUUCACCAAUUUGGGUAAACUCGAAACAAAACAUCUUUUUGCAGUUCCAGUAACCUUAGCUGCCUUCUUCUUCUUCAGAUAAGAUACUUUGUGUGAAGCAACCAAAGAUGGCAAGAAUGCUAGUGGACAUUCCAAUCCCUCCUAAGUGGAAGCAACUAUGGGAUACAUGGGAUCUCCGAUGCUUCAUCGUCUUAAGUCUUUUAUUACAAACGUUUUUGAUUUUUGUUGCUCCUUUACGAAAACGAACAAAAAGCUACUGGAUAGUCAUGCCAUUGUGGUCUGCGUACCUGUUGGCGGAUGCCACGGCUAACUUUGCUGUUGGACUUAUCUCCAACAGCAUGGGGAACCCUGGUGAGAAUGCAGGCAAAAAAAGUAGGACUCCUGCGGAAAAUACAGAUCUUCUUGCCUUUUGGGCACCAUUUCUUUUGGUGCACCUUGGUGGUCCAGACACCAUUACGGCUUUCGCGUUGGAAGAUAACGAGUUGUGGCUCCGCCAUUUACUUGGUCUUGUCUUCCAAUGUUUAGCUGCGGUUUAUGUGUUUGUUCAAUCACUUCCAGAUAACCGGCUAUGGAUUCCUACAACGUUGAUGUUCGUGACUGGAAUGAUCAAAUACGCCGAAAGAACACGCUCGCUUUAUCUUGCCAGUGCUGACAAAUUCAAAGAAUCAAUGCUUACGGGUCCGGAUCCGGGUCCAAAUUACGCAAAACUUAUGGAUGAAUAUGCUUCUAAGAAAAAAUCCAAUCUUCCGACAUCAAUCGAAAUGACUGAAGAACUGGAUACAUCGACCAAAUCAGCUAACAAGGCUAAAAAGGGGAGGUUAAAAGAAUUGGAGGUCGUCCAAUAUGGUCAUGUGUUCUUCGAAAAAUUUAGAGGUCUUAUUGUUGAUACGAUUUUCAGUCAAAAAGAACGAAAUUUCAGUCGCGAUUUCUUCUUGAAUCGCACCGCCAAAGAUGCAUUCAGAGUGAUCGAGGUCGAGUUAAACUUCAUCUAUGAAGUUCUCUUCACCAAGCUUCCUGUGGUUUAUGGUAUGUUCGGAGCCAUUUGUCGGUGUUUCUCUCUCGCGUCUGUUUGUUUAGCAAUCAUUAUAUUCAUAAUGAAAGGCAAAUCAAACUUCAGUGAAGCUGAUGUAACGAUUACUUACGGUUUGCUUUUUGGGGCAUUGGUUUUGGAUUUAACCUCUCUAUUCAUGCUCUUGUUUUCGGACUGGACCAUCAUUGCUCUUCGAGGAUCACCAGAUGUCGAGCGCGACAACUCUCUCAAGAGCAGGAUCAUCACAUGCUUACUCGGCGUUUUACUCCCACCCAGGAUUGAGGCCAAUCUUCAGGGAACCACAGGGAAUUCGGAAACCAAAACUUGUGGGCGGCGGAUGGGUCGAAGGUGGUCGGAAACCAUUGGUACUUUCAACCUUAUCGAUUAUUGCUUGCAUAAACAGUACACGGGAAAACGUUUUCGACAAUACAUAGGAGAAAAUACAUGGGAAAAAGUUUUCAUCAUGUUGGGGGUUAAUGAGUUUCUUGAUAGCAUAAUUUAUGUAAAACCACAAGCAUUCACUGGGAUUCUUAAAGAGUUCAUCUUCAAGGAGCUCAAAUCGAAAUCAGAACUUGCGGAUGACUUGGAUACCGCUAAGGAGAUAAGUUUAGCACGCGGUGAUUGGGUUCUUCGAGUCGAAGACGGCUGGGCUGGCUUACUCAAAUAUGUUGCAGGUGUCGACUACGAUCAAAGUCUCAUUCUGUGGCACAUCGCUACUGAAUUAUUAUACAACCAAGAUCCCCCUACCGAUAGCUCCGACAAAGACAAAGAAAAUAGGGACAACUCGAAACUCUUAUCUGAUUAUAUGUUGUAUCUUCUUAUAAUGGAAUCUAGCAUGAUGUCGGCAGUAGCAGGUAUUGCACAGAUACGGUUUCGGGAUACUUGUGCCGAGGCUAAAAGGUUUUUUGUUGACAUGAAAGAUGAGAGUAAAGGCAAAAAUGAUGAUGGUAAGCUUAAAAACGCUUGUAACGAGAUUUACAAGGUCGUGACCGAAGUUGAACCAGUAGCGAUAAAGGGAGACCGGAGCAAGUCAUUGCUAUUUGAUGGUUGCAUUUUGGCAAAAGAAUUGGUGAAGAUAGAGAAUAGUUUGAAAAAGAAUAAAUGGGAGAUUAUAAGCAAGGUAUGGGUGGAGUUGUUGUGUUAUGCUGCGACUCACUCACGGGCCAACAUGCAGGCAGCACAAGUGAGUAGAGGUGGUGAGCUUAUUACCAUAGUUUGGUUGCUUAUGAGUCAUUUUGGUUUAGGAGAGCAAUUCCAAAUCAAUGAAGGUCAAAGCAGAGCAAAACUCGUUGUUGGCAAGUAGUUUCAAGUUCUAUUUGGGCCAUGGGAAAUGCAUCACAUGUGAUGGAGAGCGGAGAACAUCAUCAAUAAAUUAAGGGUUUCUAAAGAGUUUUUUUUUCUUUUUGUUUUGAAUAAUGCAUCACAUGUGGUGGAGAGCGGAGAACAUCAUCAAUAAAUUAAGGGUUUCUAAGGAGCUUUUUUUCCUUUUGUUUUGGAUAGAUGAAACAUUAUGUAAUGCUUUAUUUCCCUAUUAUAAAUAAGCAACAUUUUGUUGCUUUAUGUUCUUGUAACAUAUGUAUGGGAGUGUUUCAAAAAAAAAUUGAUUUUUCAUUUA
This is a messenger RNA of Helianthus annuus (common sunflower), 2707 nucleotides long. RefSeq lists its product as uncharacterized. The transcript is spliced from 3 exons. Lineage: Eukaryota; Viridiplantae; Streptophyta; Magnoliopsida; Asterales; Asteraceae. The coding region runs from base 170 to 2395 and encodes 741 amino acids. The record is from RefSeq and is a predicted model, not a curated record.